AUGCGAGGCGAGCGUGUAACCACUACCCCACCAACGCAGGCAAAUGCUACAAAUCAACUCCACGAAGUCCUCAAUAUAUAUCACUUUUCAAGAGGCGCAAAGCGCAUUUACGAGAAAGCACACUACUCGCAUGUCUUCCCCAUCAGUAGUAUCACUGUUACACCAGGAAGGUUGACCGGCACACUGAGAAAUAUCCGAACGACUGAUCGACGAAAGCUGAGCCAAAUUUCAAAUUUAGCCGGGUGGCCGUCCAUACCUCUAACAUGUCGAUGUCACAAUAAUCAUUUCUUGGUUUUUAGCGUGUCACAGUCUCAGAUAUUGAGCUCAUCAUUAGUGCGUAUCCAACGUCUGUGCCGAGUUUUGAACUCCGCACAUCUGAAAUGCGAGGCGAUCUUGUUACCACCAAUCCGCCAGCGCCCUAAACGCUUUU
Molecule: messenger RNA, 430 nt
Organism: Opisthorchis viverrini
Lineage: Eukaryota; Metazoa; Platyhelminthes; Trematoda; Opisthorchiida; Opisthorchiidae
Exons: 4
Source: RefSeq, a predicted model, not a curated record